AAAGAUGAUAGCGCUAAUCAACAAACUGCUGGACUGGUUCAAGGCGCUCUUCUGGAAAGAAGAGAUGGAGCUGACCCUGGUGGGGCUGCAGUACUCCGGGAAAACGACCUUCGUCAAUGUGAUAGCGCAUGAAAAGGCCGUUUUGGAGCCCUUAACCCCCCAACAUUGGUGCUGUGAGCAAGGCCGGAGGUAGGGUUUGAUGUCUGGUGUUAGAGGAUCUAUCACCCCCCUCCUGUCGGAGUGACCUUCCCUCCCCUGUCAAACAUCAGCUGAGUCCCCCCGCUUACAUCCACCUCAUGUACUUCCCGUGCAACAUUUCAUUGUUGGGUGACCCACUAACAUAGAUCUUUACCUUUCCUCCAAAGAGAUAUAUUUUUUGGAAGUGUUGGCCUUCCUUUUAGAAUCUGAAAUGCAGACUCGAGCCUGACUACUGCUGGAUCUUUGAGGCAGACAUCCGUUUUGAAGACUUUAGAUCAUAACACAUUGCCCAAUAUUAACUUUUUUAAUAGUAGGGAUGCAACUAUCCAAGUUUUCUCUCCUGGUACAGAUUCUGAUCGCUCGGCUCUCUAUUUACCAAAUGUAAAAUGUGUCUUCUCAGUGUGUGUGGAGCUCCUGUUGUGUCUGACAGCAACAACACAAACUAAAGAACAGGUUUUAAUGUGGAUCUGUGACAUCCGAUCCUUUAUUAUAAUUUAUCUCUAUUUCUGAAAUGCAGUUUGUGGUGCGGAUCAGAGCCCCACUGGAUUCUUAAAAUGUUUAAAAAACAUGAUAAUGAUAUGUUGUCUGAUGUUUGCUCGGCCUCCGGUGUCGCUGCUCAUAGGCUUCUUACUACUUUUUAAAGUUACUAUAAUUUUUGGAGAAAACAUAUAACAUUAUUAUAUUUGACUGAUACUGCGAUAUCAUUCUUAUUGGAGGGAAGGAUACUUCUUCAAUAUUUCAUCAUUAUUCUCAUGUUCAUUGAAUAAUAUAUUAAAAUGAUCUGUGAUCUGCACCAAACAGUUAUUUUUUCUUAACUCAGCAGAACAUGAUUUGCAGGCCGGAUGUCUCUGCAGCACCACGAUACUUAAUUCAGAAUGGUCUUUUGACACAUUAACAAAUAUUGCACCUCCUACAAUAUGGAUAUUGCACUAGUCAAUAUUGCGAUUUGGAUAAGAUCAGUUGUGCAGCCCCAUCUGUCCACUUAUCAAUCAUGCCGUUCUUUUGAGUCGCAAUGUUUCGCUCAGUGCUAUCGCUAACUAUAUUUCACUGGCCCAACCCUGCGCAACACUUCCUGGGUCCUCAGCAAUUCACCCAACAAGUGAAGUCAAUCGGAGGAACAGUAAAAACAACAACCAAAGGACAGACCGAGUUGUGAGCAGAGAGAUGACAGGAAGUGAAGGGAGGGAGAGACGGUAACGGCUGCACUGGAACCCAGGAAGCUGCAGCUGCCAUCUUAACCCCUCACUCACCCGGACACCGGGACCUUUGGCAUUUCUGUUCCAACAUUCCUGCUACAUAUCAUGCGACAUGCAAAUCAAUAAAGUGUGUGUGUGUGUGUGUGUGUGUGUGUUUCAGUCGGGCCAGUUCAGUGAAGACAUGAUUCCUACAGUUGGAUUCAACAUGAGGAAGAUCACGAAGGGCAACGUCACCAUCAAGUUGUGGGAUAUCGGAGGUCAGCCUCGCUUCAGGAGCAUGUGGGAGCGUUACUGUCGAGGAGUCAGCGCUAUCGUCUACAUGGUGGACGCAGCCGACCCAGAGAAGAUCGAAGCCUCCAAGAACGAACUCCACAACCUGCUGGACAAACCGCAGCUGCAGGGAAUCCCUGUUUUGGUUCUGGGCAAUAAGAGGGACCUGCCAGGAGCUCUGGAUGAGAAGGAGCUCAUAGAGAGGAUGAACCUGUCGGCCAUCCAGGACCGAGAGAUCUGCUGUUACUCCAUCUCCUGCAAGGAGAAAGACAACAUCGACAUCACUCUUCAGUGGUUGAUCCAACACUCCCGGACUAAGAGGAGUUCCUGAGAACAGACACGCCCCCCCAACAGAACAGGCCACGCCCACCUGUCCUAACACACACACUUGCUCUUUAAUCAAACCCCAUAACCCCCCCCCCCCCCCCCCCUCCAUCCACCCCAUCCUUGUAUUUAUACUUCCUACCCCCCAGGUACUCUCGCCCCUUGAGAUGCACUGAUACCUCAUUUUUGUUUUUUUUAUUGAAUAAAGUAUCAAACUGACCCAGAAGCAGAUCCAACAUGUCAGAAACCAAAGCACAGCCUCGGGACCAGCUUCCUGUUUCCUCGUGGGGACGAACGUGUUCGUGUCGUCGGGGUUUUAAAAUGAUUACUCACAAAUGUUCUGGCAUUUCUCGACAUGGAUGGAGAAGUGAGUUUAGAAGGAUUUGAAGAAGCGUCUUCAGUUCACCCGCACAUCAGCGCACACAGGAAACAGGAAGUGAGAUUCCCAGGAAAUGCUGUGAACCUCCAUUUCUGACCUUCAACUCUUAGUUCUGAAGGAGUUUACGUCUUUAUUUAUAAAGUAGCUGACGUGUCAUUUCACCCAAAUUACAGAACACAAACAUUAGUUAUAGGGAAUAUUUCCCCCGCUAGAAAAUACUCCCUGAAAACAGUCGACAGUAAGGUCUGUAGAUUAUCCAAAAACCAAAACCAUCUGCCUGGAUAGAUACGAGAAGCAAGAGAGAAAAUAUCUUCAUUUUGUAAUUUGUGUGAACUGACUCCGUGUUUGAUACUGACGACAGGAAAGUGGUAUCAGUGCGUCUUCACAGAUCCACACGACAGCUUCUGAUCCUGACCCAAACGCAGGUAAACUGUCGGCCAUUUUGACUUUUAAUCAUGAACAUAACCUGUAAAAAAAAGGCACUUCCAGUCAAGACACACUGAGCACUGCUAGUGGGAGCCUGUUGUGUGGAUCUUCCUCAAACGUUCCCAUGGUCCUCCCCUCCCCCACCUUCAUCGCCAGUAACCACAAAUCUGCCUUCAUCAUCAUCUCCCUCCUCGCUUUCCUCCUCUGUUGAUUUUCAUUCCUCCUUUCUCCCCGUCUACCUCCACAUUGCUCAUCCAUCCAUUCACACCUCCAUUAUUUCACAUUUCUAUAAUCCUGAGAAGCCCCUCUUCCUCCCUCGCCUGUCGUGAACUGCUCGUCCUCCUCGGUGUCCCCUCUCUCCUUCCUUCCUUUCUUAGUUUUGGAUGUUACCUUCUUUCUCUUUCCUUGUCGCCAAGCCCCGCCCUUCGCCGUCUCUCUCGCGCUCCUGCCGAGCGAGGGAUUAAAAACCUUUUUAUUGCACUGUUGAUUUUGGUUUUGUAAGAUAUUAAUAAUGAGAAUAAUGUUAAUAAUCUUCUUAUUGUGACAACCUGGUCUGUCCAGAUUUAAGGAAGUGGUACUCUAACUGGAGAAGGAGAAAUGUUUUUGUUUCUGUUCAUAUCUCUGUAAUAAGCUUUUUAUUUCUUAUUUGUUUUAUAUUGUUACCAUUUUUUUUUAUUGUUGUUAAUUUUCUUUUGACUUCACAAGUCGACUCUGGAUGUGAGUUGAGUGUUUUCUGCUCUGAGACGUCUGCUGAUUGGACCUGGGGUGUCAUGUGAUCAAAUGCACCGUUCACACAUCAUGUCGGAUAAAAUGGAGCGAUGUAAUUAAUUAAGCGUUGAAACUCCCACAUAUUAAAUGUUUAUUUUAAAAAUCGAUCUAUUUAAAAGUUUUCAUCCAUUUAUUUUCAUGAAACAAAACACGUUCUGGAUUUGUUUUCUGAUUAUAUGAGAAAACAAAAUCUCUUCAUCUCAAGACGCAACAUUAUAUGGAAGACUGGCAGCCAAUAAUAAAACAUUUUAAUUUAAUAUGAAUUAUUUGCAUUUUUUUGUUUCAUAGAUUGAAUGAAAAUGUCGUCAAAGGAUCAUUUUAAUGUUUGAACAUGAGAAAUUAAAUCACAAUGAGGAGGAAAGUGUGCAACUUUACUUUGCAUUUGUAUUUAAAUUACAUCCUGGUCAUAGAUCGUUUCUAAUGACAAUUAAAUACAAAUAGAUUUGUCAUAUUUCAUAUUUUGUCAAUUUCUGAAAACGAGACCUUGAAUGACGGAGAUUUUAGAAAUGAGCUAAAAUCAGGACACAAGUAAAGGUUGCACUUUGCCUGACCAUUUUUAAAUGUUCGAGUUCACAUUUAAUUUAAAUAAUAUUCACUGAUAAUUAUUCAAAUUUUAAUUUUGGUGGUAAUAAUUCAUUUUCAAACAAAGAAAUGACAAUUUGAUUUAAAAAUCUUUUAAUAUUGGCAGCCAUAGACUUCCACACCAAAUGGUGUUUACCAAAUGUUUGUAUUUAUGGUAAACCUGAUGGGAUUUUGGUUUAAGGAUUUAGACUGCUGACCCUGAACGAUGCUACACAAGGACAUGACUAUACAUUUAUUUAUAUAAUCAGAUUGUUGGAAUAUAUCUGUUUUCCAUCAGCUCAUGGUGAAUGUGAAGGAUCUUUUGUUUUUGUGUGUGAACGUUACCAUUUUCAAGCAUUAAAACCUUUAGCUAGCUAGUUAAGUAUCACAUUUAGUGUUAAAACAGCAUCGACUACAGAAAAACAAAGCAAGUAUUGAAGUGUAUACAGUUACAAAAAUAUAUUAAUCUAAUAAAAAUGUGGAGGUUUCAAAAUAAAUAUUGAAAACCAGAUGAAAGGGUUUUCAUCCAAAGAGACAAAACGUUAGCACGUACCGUCGUACAAAGAUCGCCGUUCGCAUUAUGCUUACAUCCUCACGCUAUUUUUACACUACUUAUAUGUUCCUGUUUGAUUCUUUUGCAAUAUGUUGGUCAGCUCUGUUCUCCUAUUGGUUCACAUCACGUUCUGACACGUCCUGGUCCUGACAGCAGCCAAUCAGAACGCAGAACAAUCGGUAAAAGGAAGGAAUGCUACUAUCUAUGUUAUUCUGUAGUAAGUUUGUUUUGUUUAAGAGCGGUCCAACUGUCAGCGUGUGUGGGAGAUUACACUUUUCACUGUCGGGCCAAACAAGGUCAGUCUGGCUUAAAUAAGGGCGAAGUACUCCAACAAUUCAAAGUCCACAUUUAGACGUGUAUAUGUAUAAGUACGCUCCAAAUGUCCAGUUCAGAAAUGUUCUCGCUCUGCCCGUUUCAUCAGUGAUGCUGCCCUCAACAACGCGACAACAAUCCCCAACAACGCGACAACGAUCCCCCAACAACGCGACAAUGAUCCCCCAACAACACGACAAUGAUCCCCCAACAACGCGACAACGAUCCCCCAACAACGCGACAACGAUCCCCCAAUAACAUGACAACGUUCCCCCAACAACGAUCCCCAACAACGCGACAGCGAUCCCUCAACAACACAACAACGAUCCCCCAACAACGCGACAACGAUCCCCCAACAACACAACAACGCGACAAUGAUCCCCCAAUAACAUGACAACGUUCCCCCAACCACGCGACAAUGAUCCCUCAACAACGCGACAACGAUCCCUCAACAACGCGACAACGAUCCCCCAAUAACGCAACAACGAUCCCCCAACAACGCGACAAUGAUCCCUCAACAACACAACAACGAUCCCCCAACAAUGCGACAACGAUCCCCCAAUAACACAACAACGAUCCCCCAACAACGCGACAACGAUCCCUCAACAACACGACAACGAUCCCCCAACAACGCGACAACGAUCCCCCAAUAACACAACAACGAUCCCCCAAUAACACAACGAUCCCCCAACAACGCGACAACGAUCCCUCAACAACACAACAACGAUCCCCCAACAACGCGACAACGAUCCCCCAAUAACACAAUGAUCCCCCAACAACGCGACAACGAUCCCUCAACAACACAACAACGAUCCCCCAACAACGCGACAACGAUCCCCCAAUAACACAACAACGAUCCCCCAACAACGCGACAAUGAUCCCUCAACAACGUGACAACAAGUAUUUUAGUUUUUCCUGAUGGUCACCUACAGUCACCUGUUAUGACUGAAUCCUCAAACAGAAGUGGUGAUUUUGAUAUGUAGUUUCCAGCAGUGAUGCUAAAGCUGCAACACGGUUGUUCCUCCCUCUGAAGCCCGACAGUGUAAAGCUGCUUAUUUCUUAAUAACUACCCCGAGCCGUUUAUCUGAGGGAGCUGUGUUCAUGAGCUGGAAGUACCAGCAGGCUCCCUGAGGAAACGACAAGAAGCACAAUUCACACCAAUUGGAUCAAAUAGCAUCGUUUUAAUUACAAGAAGUCAAAAUUAUUGUUUCGGAAAGUUACACAAAUUGACAAAAAUGAUUUUUUAUGUGCAUUUAAAUCCAGAAAAAACAAUAAGCGGAGUCUCGCUGGAACAGGACAGAUUGAAGCUGAAGUUUAAGUGUCACAGCAGAGCGACGCCUUCAGACGACGUCUGUUGGUAUUUUCUGAACUUGUUUAUCGGGUCGAACAUGUGAACCAAUGAAAUCUCCCCUUCAGCUCUGUUCUGAUUGGCUCUGGUCUUUUCUGUUUUGCAUGCUGAGGGCAGGAAUUGUUCUGUCUGUGGGACCUGAUGAAAUAACUGGUUAUUUUGCAAUUUUCCCAAGAAAAUGGCCUUAAUCCAGUGUGUCAACCUGAGUAUUAACCUACAGAAAAGUAAUGUAAGUACAUGACAUGAAAUGUACGAAAAAAAAAAAAGGUGCAAUAAAACAGAAUGAUCAACA
Molecule: messenger RNA, 6627 nt
Organism: Cottoperca gobio
Lineage: Eukaryota; Metazoa; Chordata; Actinopteri; Perciformes; Bovichtidae
Product: ADP-ribosylation factor-like protein 8A
Exons: 9
Coding region: 1507-1995 (162 amino acids)
Biological process (GO): protein transport; anterograde axonal transport
Cellular component (GO): lysosomal membrane
Molecular function (GO): GTP binding; GTPase activity
Source: RefSeq, a predicted model, not a curated record